This is a messenger RNA of Vicia faba (fava bean), 615 nucleotides long. Lineage: Eukaryota; Viridiplantae; Streptophyta; Magnoliopsida; Fabales; Fabaceae. The record is from the annotation of a GenBank genome assembly.
AUGGAACCCAUUACCGGAGGCAUCCACGAUUCCCCAAAUUCUCAAAACUCCCUCGAAGUUGAAUCCCUUGCUCGAUUCGCCGUCGAUCAACACAACGCCAAACAGAAUUCACUUCUGGAGUUUGGAAGAGUGGUGAAAGCACAGGAACAGAUUGUUGCUGGUACAAUGCAUCACCUUACUAUUGAGGUUGUUGAUGCGGGUGAGAAGAAGAUCUAUAACGCUCAAGUGUGGGUUAAACCCUGGUUGAAUUUUAAACAACUUCAUGAGUUCAAGCAUGCUGGUGAUGGUGACGGACCUUCAUUUACUUCUGCUGAUCUUGGUGUCAAAAAGGAUGGCCCCAAGCCGGGGUGGCAGUCUGUGCCAACAGAAGACCCUCAAGUUCAGGAUGCAGCAGAUCAUGCUCUUAAGACCAUCCAGCAGAGGUCCAAUUCAUUAGUGCCCUAUGAACUCCAUGAGGUUUCUGAUGCGAAGGCUGAGGUCAACGAUGAUGUUGCUAAGUUUGAUUUGCUUCUCAAGCUCAAGCGAGGAGAAAAACAAGAGAAGUUCAAGGUAGUGGUGCACAAGAAUAACGAAGGGACUUUCCAACUUAAUCACAUGGAAGCAGAUAAUUCCUAG